AUGACCUGGCCUAUAGUGGGAUGCUUCCCUCAGUUGCUUAGAAACAAACCGGUUUUCCGGUGGAUGCUUAAUCUGAUGGAAGAGAUGAACACCGAAAUCGCUUGCUUCAACCUUUGGGGGACCAAUGUGAUUGCAGUAACCUCCCCCGAGGUGGCACGCGAGGUACUCAAGAAACAAGACUCGGUGUUUGCAUCAAGGCCGACCUGCAUGUCGGCGGAGCUAAUGAGUAGUAACUACUUGAUAUCCGUGGUUGCUCCCAUGGGUGAGCAGUGGAAGAAAAUGAGGAGAGUUCUUUCGUCCCAUGUGGUCUCCCCCAAUGCGCUUAACUGGCUAUCUCACAAGCGGGCCACCGAAGCCGACCACCUCGUACAUUACAUCUACAACCAAUGUAUGAGAAACGCCGACGCAGGAGUAGUAGUAGAUGUGAGGGCGAUGGGGAAACACUUUUGUGGGAACGUGAUGAAGCAGAUGGUGUUCAGCAAGAGGUAUUUCAAGGCGGGGACGGAAGAUGGAGGGCCUGGCGUGGAGGACGAAGAGCACAUUGAUGCCACCUUUGGAGUUCUUGAUCUUUUGUAUUCCUUUGGGAUCUCGGAUUACUUUCCUUGGCUAAGGAUGUUUGAUUUGGAAGGUCAUAGGAAAGCCAUCCAGAAAGCUGUGGAGGGUGUUAGGAAGUACCAAGAUCCUGAAGUUGAUGAAAGGAUUAAGAUGUGGAAUGAUGGGGCCAAAACUGAGCAACAAGAUAUUCUUGAUGUUCUUAUCAAGCUCAAGAAUGUCCAUGCUAAACCAUUAUUAACAUCUGAAGAGAUUAAGGCACAAAUUCUUGAACUAAUGAUAACAAUUGUGGACAAUCCAUCAAAUGUGGUAGAAUGGGUUUUAGCAGAAAUGUUAAACCAACCAGAGAUUCUCAGAAGAGCCACCGAAGAACUUGAUAACGUCGUGGGAAAAGAAAGACUAGUACAAGAAUCAGAUCUUCCUGGACUAAACUACCUUAAUGCAUGUUUAAAGGAGGCAUUUCGGAUUCAUCCAUUAUCGGCUUUUGUUCCUCCGCACCUGUGUUCUUCCGACACAACCCUGUCCAACUAUUUCAUCCCCAAAGGUAGUCAUGUGAUGAUAAGUCGGCACGGGCUAGGGCGGAACCCUAGGAUUUGGGAGGAACCUCUCAAGUUCAACCCAGAACGGCACUUGAAAAAUGAUGGUUCAGAAGUGAGUCUGGCUGAUCCAGAGGUGAAGAUUUUAUCUUUUAGUGCUGGAAGGCGUGGAUGUCCAGGUGUUCAACUAGGGUCUUUGGUUAGCGGGAUGUUGCUGGGUAGACUUCUUCAAGGGUUUGAAUGGAGUGUGCCCCAUGGUGGAAGAGUAGACCUGAAGGAGGCAAAAGAUAGUAUCCUUCUUGCCAACCCUCUCAAUGCUCUUGCAAAGCCAAGGUUGCCUCACCAUAUCUACUCAUCCUAG
Molecule: messenger RNA, 1449 nt
Organism: Ipomoea triloba (trilobed morning glory)
Lineage: Eukaryota; Viridiplantae; Streptophyta; Magnoliopsida; Solanales; Convolvulaceae
Product: isoleucine N-monooxygenase 1-like
Exons: 2
Coding region: 1-1449 (482 amino acids)
Molecular function (GO): monooxygenase activity; heme binding; oxidoreductase activity, acting on paired donors, with incorporation or reduction of molecular oxygen
Source: RefSeq, a predicted model, not a curated record